AUGGGUAAGGUUGUAGACAAGAAAAGUACGACUGUUAUCACUCUCCAUUCCUUCAAUAUCGAGUUGAUGGCUUGGAACAAAAUCCCCACCACAGUUGAAUUUGUUGUUGAUGAACAGGAACUGGGAUCCGGAGGAUUCCGUACAGCAUUUAAAGCAACAACCCAACACCCCAUGUAUGCUAAUACCACUUGUGUUGUAAAGCGAUACUUGCCCGAAGCAAAGGUUUUAAUUCAAGAAACGAAUCAAAACAUUGAGGCACACACAAGCAGUGCAGUGCAGAUGCAUGUUUUAGCACGGAAUUUCGCACAUCAACUUAAGAGGGUCAUGGCAUCAUCAGUGGAUAGCCAGUAUGGUCCAUCUCUUCAGUAUAAUAAAGUAUAUUUUGGGAUGACCGAUGGUAAUGAAUGUGUUACUGUGGAAGAGUAUGUUGAUGGCAAAUUUAUCAAGUAUAUUAACAACGAUGGCAUCUCUUGUGUUGAGCGAUCAGAUGAUAUGUGCCAAAAGGCACAUUGCCUUGCUCAUUUUUCUUACGAAAGGUCUGAUAAGAAGCUUAUUAUCCUUGAUAUACAAGGAAGUGGUCACACACUUUUUGACCCAGAGAUAGCAACCUCUGAGUUGUUUGACAAGGAUUCUGAGAUGUUAUUUUGCAGUGGAAAUGUGUCUAUGGUUGCAAUUAAGAACUUUGCCAAAAAGCAUCAAUGUGAUAAUUACUGCAUAUCUGCUGGCCUUACAAAAUUGAAGUGA
Messenger RNA from Paramuricea clavata, 744 nucleotides. Lineage: Eukaryota; Metazoa; Cnidaria; Anthozoa; Malacalcyonacea; Plexauridae. The record is from the annotation of a GenBank genome assembly.